This is a messenger RNA of Musca domestica (house fly), 2267 nucleotides long. RefSeq names its product hematopoietic lineage cell-specific protein (gene Cortactin). The transcript is spliced from 5 exons. Gene Ontology annotation, molecular function: actin filament binding. Gene Ontology annotation, biological process: regulation of actin filament polymerization. Bases 179 to 1774 code for a protein of 531 amino acids. NCBI's taxonomy places the organism in Eukaryota, Metazoa, Arthropoda, Insecta, Diptera, Muscidae. The record is from RefSeq and is a predicted model, not a curated record. Gene Ontology annotation, cellular component: site of polarized growth; cortical actin cytoskeleton; plasma membrane.
UUGUACAAAGUUGUCAAUGUGUUUGUGUACAGAGUACACAGAAAGCACGGAAAGAGAAAUUAUUUCUUUUAAAACAAUAAACAUUCUAAACAUUUUGCUUUUUUAAAAGAAAUAUAUUACUUUGUUGUUAUAUUUAUUCAGUUGUUACAACAAAAAGUAAAACAGUUAACAAAACAAAAUGUGGAAGGCCACCACCGGUAUUCAAAUACAAAAUGACAACACUGCCGAGGACGAUGACUGGGAAACUGAUCCAGAUUUUGUAAACGAUGUCAGUGAGCAGGAACAAAGAUGGGGAUCGAAAACAAUAGAAGGCAGUGGUCGCACUGCAGGUGCAAUAGACAUGGAAAAACUUCGAUCCGAAACAGAACAGGCCGAUCAAGCUAAAAAGAAGAAGGAGCUGGAAGAAAUAAACCCUGGUUAUGGCUAUGGUGGCAAAUUUGGUGUACAAACGGAUCGUGUGGAUAAAUCUGCUGCUGGCUGGGAUCACAUCGAAAAGGUGGAAAAACACGCAUCCCAAAAAGAUUACGCCAAGGGGUUCGGCGGUAAAUUCGGUGUCCAACAAGAUCGUGUUGAUAAAUCGGCUGCUGGUUGGGAUCACAUCGAAAAGGUGGAAAAACAUGCUUCCCAGAAAGAUUACGCCAAAGGCUUUGGUGGCAAAUUUGGUGUGCAGGAAGAUCGUAAAGACGUUUCGGCCGUUGGCUGGGACUAUCGGGAAGCUCCGCAGAAACAUGAAAGUCAAGUGGAUCAUAAAAUUGGCUUUGGAGGUAAAUUUGGCGUUCAAAAGGAUAGGAUGGAUGCUUCAGCAGUAGCAUAUGACGAUGGUGAAAAACAAAAAGUGGGCACAAAUUAUACCAAGACUAAGCCCGUUAUUGAGGGCGUUAAACCAUCCAAUUUACGUGCCAAAUUUGAAAAUCUGGCCAAAAUGACUGAGGAAGAAAACCGCAAAAAGGCGGAAGAACAAAAACGUUUACGGGAAGCUAAAGACAAGCGCGAUCGCGAAGAGGCGGCCAAAAAGGUUGUUGUGGAAAAUCAACCCUUACCUCAGUCAGAUGAAGCAAAACAACCACCUCCAAAGGGUGCCCGUUCAACUAUAGUCACUGGACGCGAAGGCGGAAUUGGCAAUGCCAUAAGUGCAUUUAAUCAAAUGCAAUCGCCAACUAAAGAAGAUCCCCCUGCAGUUCGUAAGGAGCCCAUACACAUUCCCAGAGAACCAGUUAAGAGCGUGGUAAAAGAAAGCGAGGCCAAAGCGGAGGAAAAGGAGCCGACCGUGGAACAAAAAGUGGCUGAUGUUGUAGCUCCUGUGGAACAAAAAGUUGCUGCUCCUGUGGCUCCACCACCUGAUCUAAUACCUUCCAUUGAAAUAGACACAGUGGCGACCCCACCGCAAAUACAUUCUCCAGAGCCUGUAGAAACAGUUGUAGCAGCAUCUCCGGUCGCUGUCGAAGAGCCAUUAUAUCAAAAUCAAGCUGAGGUACAGUAUUCUGUGACAGAAACAGCCGCAGCCCCUCAAAAGUCUGAUGCUGAAGAAUCACAGGAAGUGGUCGCCGCUACUUCUGAGAAUUUAGCCGAUUACAUUGAAGACACAAAUAUUCAUGCAAUUGCAUUGUACGAUUAUCAGGCAAAUGAUGAUGAUGAAAUUUCAUUUGAUCCAGAUGAUGUUAUUACCCACAUUGAAAUGAUUGAUGAAGGUUGGUGGCGUGGUCUAUGUAAAAAUCGUUAUGGUCUCUUCCCAGCAAACUAUGUGCAAGUCAUAAACAACAAAAAUGUUUCCUAAGUUUUUGAUAUGUACCUCUACCCAUAUCAAAAGAGAAAAAGAAAGAAAAUUAAGACAUGUGACUAACAUCUAAAUUAAUUAAUACCAAAAUUGCCAAUUUUUUUGGAGAAACAAAAAAGUAUUUUAGCGAAACAACGAUUACAUUUUCAUAUGUAUUUAUGUAUUUUUGAAAAACUGACAUGCAUUUCAUUGUGUUUUUAAAUAAGUGUGGACAACAUUCGUAUUUGUUUUAUGUUUCAAACAUAGCAUAUAUAUAAUUAUUACUAUUUUACAGUAACAUUGUUUUUUACAUUGCAACAUUUCACAACAAAAAAAGGCAUUAAGAAGUUAAACAAGAUUAUACAAAAAUGAAUAUUAUUAUUUCAAAAUGUUGAAAAAUCCUGAAGCGAAUGCAUCAAUAAAAAAAAUAAAACAACUUACAGACUGUAUGAAAUUACACAAAACUUAAAUCAAAUAAAUAUACAUUGUUCUCUCUUUGAAAAGUGAAAAGAAA